AUGUUCAGGUCCAGGUUUUUCAGUACCGGCUUACGAGUACUUAACCAAGCUGGUGGCGUUAAACCAGUCAAGAGUAAAGCUAAGGCCAAAGGUAGUUCAGGGAAAGUUUUGAAUAACGGACCUAGUGGACUGACUAAUGGUAGUACCACUGGAAAAGUAUCACCAUCAGAAUACUUGUCUCAAAUCAAACAACAAGAAGUCGAACAACAACAAUUCAAAUCCUCCCUUUUACAAGGAGAUUACCCUUAUGAACCCAAAAUCAUCAGUAAUGAACCAAUCAAUGUGGAAUUAUUGAAAUAUAAACCAAUCAGAUUACCUAAAACCCAUGGCCAUGAAGUAGCCACCAUCAAAUUCAGAGGUUAUGAAGAAGAUGAUAUUAAAUUGGCAGGUGAGUUUGUUUCUAGAGCUGCCUUCUUCCUAGGUAUACCUGUAAGUUCCAUUAUUAAGGAAAAGACGGAAAAAAGAUUAUAUACCGUGAUAAAGUCCCCUUUUGCUCAAGCUAAAACCAAACAGAAUUUCCAUAGAGUCACUUAUAACUAUAAGGUCAUUGGAUAUGAUGCUAAUGCUGAGGUGGUAGACUUGUGGAUGAGUUAUGUUAACAAAUAUGCUGUGGAAGGGGUCAAAUAUUCAGCCAAGAUUCAUACUAGAGAAUCUCAACUGUUUGUUAAGGAAUUAGAUGAUUUGAAAGAUUUCGCCGUUCCGGAAUCUUAUAAGGAUAGUAAUGAUCCGAUCAUGGAGAGAGUGGAAGAGUUAUUGGCGUCUGACCAGUUUAAGAAACAUUUUUAG
Yamadazyma jaroonii is the source of this 786-nucleotide messenger RNA. The record is from the annotation of a GenBank genome assembly. NCBI's taxonomy places the organism in Eukaryota, Fungi, Ascomycota, Pichiomycetes, Serinales, Debaryomycetaceae.